This is a messenger RNA of Cryptococcus deneoformans JEC21, 1118 nucleotides long. RefSeq names its product expressed protein. NCBI's taxonomy places the organism in Eukaryota, Fungi, Basidiomycota, Tremellomycetes, Tremellales, Cryptococcaceae. The transcript has 10 exons. The record is from RefSeq and is a predicted model, not a curated record. The coding region runs from base 98 to 739 and encodes 213 amino acids.
UUCAUCACUUCUGUCUUUUGCUCAUCUCUUCUUUCAACUUCCAUCUUAUAAAUAUCAUUCACCUCAGCACAUAUACCUCUCGCAGCUCAUAUACACAAUGUCCAACCAGGCUGAUCAAGCUUCUACUUUUACCCCCAUUCAUCCCUUCAACAUGGAACAACCCAAGACUUGGAGUGCUACUAUUGGCAUGUUGAAUUGGGACAGUGACAAAAUUGUCUUUUCCAAGCGAUCUCUUCUUGAAUUCCUUAAGUCUGCAGGUGUGACCGUCAACCAGAAUUUUAGCGAGAUCCAGAAACUUCCGAAGUACGCCACUUUUGGAAAAUUCUCUCAAGCUGCUACCGAUGCCGCUGUUGCCGACCUUGUUGAGGCUGAGAUUGCCGAUCCUACCACCGAAUCAGCCAUCCCUCCUUCCAAAUCCACCGUUCCCCGAAAGGCCAAGGAAGACAAUCUUCGACUUUUUGGUGAGGAGUACGAAGAACAGGACGCUCUCUCCCUUGCCCCUCCUCGAGAUGGCGGUGACGGUGUCGACGUUGAAAUCGAGAGAUUGGAAAGGAUGAAGGUGCAUGUUGAGCAAGAACAAGAGGGCGGUGCAAAGAUUGAAGACGUCAAGGAUGAUGACAAGGAGAAGAAAGACAGGAUUAGCAACCCCCCUCCUGGAUUCAAGCCUACCCGAAAGGUCACUCAAGCUCCAGGUGGCAAGUCUUCUGUCGGUUCUAUCUUGUUCGGUGGUGACGAGUAGAUCUAGAUGUGAAUCAAGAAGCCAUACGCAUGCAUCCUUUGUACAUUCAAAGAAAUUCAUGUAUUUCUGUUAACAUGACUAGUUAUAAUAACCGAUCAUUCCUCGCCAGUGUAGGCAUCAGCAUUUUGGACAAUGGCGUGGAUCCACUUAACAAUUUGAAGGUGUCCUGCAAUAGAGCCCUUUUCAUCGACAGUGUGCUGCGAAUACGGGUCAGGCAUUCAGUCAUGUUUAAAGUCUGGCUUUCGGUUGUGUUUAGAGUCUGACACUCACAGCAUUUUCACUUCCAGUAAAACUGGUACCCAUGAAGCGGUAGACGUUCUUGGUGAGGUUAUAGUACAUUUUGCAGUCAGUAUUGCCCCUAUGUUGAAUGUAAUCAGCC